AUGCGCCUACGCCAUGCCAUCUGGCAGAAGCUGCAGCCCAGCCCUGCGUCUCCGAAGACACUUGACAUGGUGGCGUUGGCAGAACAACUUGGCCAGCUCCCACAGCUCCAACGCAAGCCAUGGGUGAUCUUAAACGACUGUCGAGCUGACUUCGAGUCGGCCAUGGGACUCAGCACAGAUGCCUUGCUGAUGACACUGGCAAGCUGGCUAGAGGACGCGUGUGUGGGCCUGGCCCACGUCAGUGGAAACGUCUAUUUGGGGCUCCGUCUGGAUUUGGGAGCUCGUUCGCUCGCGCCGGAGCAGGUGCUAUUGGGAAAUCUAUUUUCACACGGAGAGAUUGGUCUUGAUGCCAUUGCGUCACCAAAGUUGCCGGAUGACCAGGCAUGUAGCUUGCUGGCGGAAGUGGCAACCUACCCUAGCCUCCGCUGGCUUUGCGCUUCAGCCCAGAGGUCUGAGGCGGUGGCACCGAGCUUGCCGGUGACGCUUCAGCCGGAGAAGCCACGCCAGGUGGGUGACAUCGUAAAGCCGGUUCGCCGCAGGCUGCUAAACACCUAUCCAGCGCUUCGUGACAUGAUUGGAGAUCCUUCAAGAAAACAUGGAAAUUGCCUUCAGCAUGCGAGCUUCAUUCACUACGACCUGCGUGGAGAUACCUUGGAGGAGUAUCAAGCCUCUGCUGCGCGCAUCGCUGCAAAACGCGCCUAUGCACCAGUGUCUCGCCCGACUGCUGGCUGUGCAUUGAAGACGGAGGCAGGACUUUUCUCGGGCUCAGAGGUGGCCACGCAGACAGGUCAGGGUGGCCUGACGCCGUUGGAGUGCGCGUUGAUCUCCCUCGGCGCAAACGGCUUGGAUUGCAUGUCCAUCCUGUCUGCAGUCUGGUGUCAACCAUCGGACGAGCAAAGCAUCCUGGAGAUGAGGGAGUACGACAGGAGCCUCCUCACGGCAUUGUCACCAAAUGCUCCAUUCGACACGGUCCUUCCAGAAUGA
Molecule: messenger RNA, 984 nt
Organism: Symbiodinium necroappetens
Lineage: Eukaryota; Dinophyceae; Suessiales; Symbiodiniaceae
Source: the annotation of a GenBank genome assembly